Molecule: messenger RNA, 3620 nt
Organism: Schistosoma guineensis
Lineage: Eukaryota; Metazoa; Platyhelminthes; Trematoda; Strigeidida; Schistosomatidae
Source: the annotation of a GenBank genome assembly
GUGGGGAAUUCCAUUAGUGCGCUUCGCAUCGCGUGGUUGACUUGAGCUAUUGCGCGUAGCUGACAGCCAGCGUCAACUUUCUGUGGACAGAUGGCCUCCAGCUCUGAGUCAGACAUUAGCGCAAGCUGCUGUGAUCAAGAAGUUACACACACAGAUACACCGAAGAUUAACAAGGGUCCAAAGGUCGCUUCCGUUUCUUCUGCUUGGGGAUUGCCGGAACCAGUUCUUCGCGUAGGAAAUCGUACUAUCUUUACGCAUGGACGUCCACCUUGGUAUAAUGCUGAAGGACAAACUCAACAGCCUUUUGUAAUCGGCAUAUGUGGAGGUAGUGCAAGCGGUAAAACAUCUGUUGCCCGCGUAAUUAUUGAAAGUUUGGAUGUACAGUGGGUCAGUUUAAUAAGUUUGGACUCAUACUACAAGGUUCUUACACCAGAGCAAAGACUUCAAGCUAUUGCUUGUCAUUACAAUUUCGAUCAUCCAAGCGCUUUUGAUCUUGAUUUAUUGGAAAAUCAUUUACGCAGGUUACGCGACGGUAAAACUAUUGAAGUACCUGAAUAUGAUUUUAAAACCCAUUCUCGUACUUCUAAAACGAAUACUGUCUACGGAGCUAAUAUUAUUAUCAUUGAAGGAAUUUUGGUAUUCUAUUCGCAAGCUGUGGCCAAACUAAUGGAUUUGAAGGUAUUUGUUGAUACAGACGCAGAUGAACGCUUAUCUCGUCGUCUUCGUCGUGAUAUUAGUGAACGUGGUAGAGAAUUGAAUAGCGUACUAGAACAAUAUAUGCGUUUUGUCAAACCUUCCUAUGAACAAUUUAUUGCUCCAAGUAUGGCUCAAGCAGAUAUUAUUGUUCCAAGAGGUGGACAAAAUGUUGUCGCUCUGCAACUUAUCGUUCAACACAUCAAUAAACGUUUAAAACAGUGUGGACUACGAAGCAGACAUGAAUUCGCUAAAUUCCCGUUCAUACUUUCUAAUGGUGCAUUACCAACAGAUUCCAAUGAUACAACUUGGGAGAACAAUAAUUCAACUGGUGUAAAUAAUACAGUAGAUGAUGUUUUUACAAUGAACAACCAUCUGUAUCAUAACAAGCAAUAUACUACUAAUGGUACAUCUGAUAAAGUAUGUCUCCCACCUCAAGUCCAUGUAUUACCUUCCACACCUCAAAGACUUGGUCUGCAUACAUUAAUUCGUGAUCGGAGCACCAAUCAAGAUGCAUUUGUUUUCUAUGCCGAACGUUUGAUGCGUCCUUUAUGUGAAGCUGCAAUGAAUCUACUUCCGCAUAUGGAUAUAGAUAUCGAGACUCCUCAGGGUAUCACUUAUCGUGGUCGGAAAUUAGCCACUGGUACUCAAAUAUGUGGUGUAUCUAUUCUAAGAGCAGGUGAAGUACUUGAACCGGCUUUAUGCGCUGUGUGUAAAGAUAUCCGUUUGGGCAAAAUUUUGAUACAAACCAAUCCAGUCACAUCUGAACCUGAAUUACACUACAUUCGUUUACCUCGAGGCAUUAAAGAUUGUUUUGUUAUACUCAUGGACGCCACUGUGGCUACUGGAGCGGCUGCUAUAAUGGCUAUGCGUAUAUUAGUGGAACAUGAUGUACCAGAAGAUAAAAUUAUCCUUAUCUCCUUAAUAAUGGCUAGUCAAGGUGUACAUUCCGUUGCUUAUACAUAUCCAAAGGCUCACAUUGUAACUACUGCUGUAGAUUCAGGCUUGAAUGAUAGUUAUCACAUUGUUCCAGGUGUUGGAAAUUUCGGUGAUCGCUAUUUUGGUACUACUCUGGAUCUAGAAACAAGAUAAUGAAUCUAAUUGUUUCUUUUCUUCAUGACAUUCUGCAACACUUUUGCCAAUUUGAGUGAACUUUCUUUUCGUCGUUUACUACUUAUAUAGUCAGGAACCUUUCUAGUUGGUUUUAGUCUGAUUUUUAAUUAAUUCUUUUCUUUAAAGAGUUUUUGUUUUGUUUUUUCUGACAGAUUUUUUCUGGAAAUCUACUUUCACUACAACACUAGCUCGAUAUCCUUGUCUAGUCCGCAUCUCUAUACUUGUUUCAUUCAUUGCAAUUUCUUAUACUCUAUUGCAUGUAGUUUUGUUAUUCCGUCUGACAAAUUGGUUUAUAGUUAGUGUGUUUUCUUCUUUAUGUAUAUGUGUCGAUUUAAUUGAAUUCACUGAUAUCUUUUUGAUGUAUAUUUGUACUUUAUUGAUUAUUUUUGUCUUUUUUUUUACCAUACAGUUGUUUUCUUCCCAAUUGACAAGGAAGAAGCAAGUUUAUUUUCUUUGUAAUAUAUGUAUGUAUUACAGAGAAUUUACUUUAAUAAUAUACUAAUUAUUUAUUGUGUACUAAAGGUUUCAAUAUUUUGUUGUUUAAUCUUGAUUUUCUUUUACAAAUAUUUCUGUUAUUUUAAUACACUGAUAAUUUCCUACUUUAUUCAUCCACUUCACUUUUUUUCUUUAGAAAAAAAUACGUCUAUUUUAGUUUCUACUGUUGCUGUUGACGAUGACGAUAAAGUUGAUGUGAAACAUCUUUUUCUAUAUAAAGUGUGUUCAGAUGUCAUUUUAUAUCCUAUAUGCAUAUAUGAAGCGGUAGCUUGCUUGUUAGAAUGCUCGAAAUAGUUUGAAGGUUCCAAAUCCCUACUCAUUGCUUACUUGAGUUUUGGGCUGGCUGCUAGCAAUAUUAGACCCUAUACAAUCAGUUUCGCUCAGAGGUAAGUGUAUAAAUCCGUACUUGGUAAAGAAGCUAUAGUUAGGCGGUGGCAUGCAUUUAUGAUGAUUUAGAUUUGAUUGGGUGGGGAACGUAUGUAUUGGCGUCGUAUCAGGUGACUUCAAUCAAAAAGCGAUAACCAUGGAAGAAACACAAUCAGCCCCUAAAUGUCUUGAGACGACCGAAGAUGAGGAGAGGUCACUCUCCUUCUUGAAAUAGGUAGUGAGCAGAUAGAAGUAGUCAAGAAGUUCGUGUAUCUAGGUAGCUGCAUAAGUGCUGUUGGUGGCGUGAGUGAGCCAGAGCAACUCAUGCUAAUCCAGCAUAUCUUUGGCGCCUUUGUGAUGUUAGUCUGGCUGUAAAAGGUCGGAUCUACAACAUGUCUGUAAGAACAGUUUUGGUCUAUGCCUAUGAAAUCUAACCUCUCUGAAUUGAGGAUGUUAGACCACUCUGUGUUUAGUCGUCGUUGUCACCGAAGGAUUGCCGACAUUCAGUGGCAACACCAUGUUAGUAAUGCAGAGGUUCGGUAUCGUGUGUUUGGGCAGAGCGACGAUAAUUCAAUUGGUAUCACUAUCUUGAAACAUCGACUUCGGUGGCUUAAAUGUGUCUUACGAAUGUCUUUUCGGAGAAUUCUACGUCAUGCAUUACUUACCAACGCUGGGAAGGGUUGGAAAAGCAGAGAGGUGGUCAGUGUAUGUUAUGGUAUCGUGGUAUGGAAGAAAGCUGUACAGAACUGGCAUCUGUUGUUCCUUCACGACUCCCUGGUUGGGCUCCUAGAGAUGGUGCAACACUGACUAGGGACGUGGCUCAGAAUAGAAGCCAGUGGUUAUUCCGCUAUAAUUUUCUUUUACUUCAUAAAAGUGAACACAACUUUAACUGGAAGAAUUCUUUUUGGUUAUAUUUCUGCUAACUGAACUAUUUCUCCUAUUAAUAUUAUUAU